UUCUUUUUUCUUUUUAGAUGGAGUCUUGCUCUGACUCUCAGGCUAGAGUUCAGUGACACAAUCUCGGCUCACUGUAACCUCCGCCUCCCAAGUUGAAGCAAUUCUCCUGCCUCAGCCUCCCAAGUAGCCACCACAGGAUUACAGGCACCUGCCACCACACCCGGCUAAUUUUUGUAUUUUUAGUAGAGGCGGGGGUUUCACCAUCUUGGCCAGGCUGGUCUUGAACUCUUGACCUCGUGAUACACCCACCUCUGCCUCUCAAAGUGCUGGGAUUAGAGGUAUGAGCCACCGCACCCCGCCUUUUUUUGUUGUACUUUUAGUAGAGAUGGGAUUUUGCCGUGUUAGCCAGGCUGGUCUUGAACUUCUGAACUCAAGUGAUCUGCCCACCUCAGCCUCCUAAAGUACUGAGAUUACAGACAUGAGCCACCGCGCCCAGCCUAAAUAUUUUUGUAGAAGCAAUCUUGCUAUAUUGCCCAGGCUGAUCUCAAACUCCUGGUUUCCAGUAAUUCGCCCACCUUGGCAUCCCGAAGUUCUGGGAUUACAGGUGUGAGCUACCACACUUAGCCUCCUUAAGUUUUUUCCCUCCCUCCCUCCCUCCCUUCCUUCCUUCCUUCUUUUUAUUUUUUCCUUCUUUUUCUCUCUCUCUCUUCCUUUCCCUCCUUCCUUCCUCUCUCUCUUCCUCCCUUCUUCCCUUUUUUUCUUUCUUUCUUCCUUUUUCUCCCCUCCCUUUCCCUUUUCCUUUACCCUUUCCUUUUCUUUCCCUCUUUCUCUCUCUCUCUUCCUCCCUCCCUUCCCUUCUCUUCCCUUCCUUUCCCUUCCUUCCCUCCUUCCCUCCUUCCCUCCUUCCUUCCUUCUUCUUCCUUUCUUUUUUUUUUUUUUUUUUGGAACACGGUCUCAUUCUAUUACCUAGGCUGGAGUACAGUUGUGAAAUCAUGGCACACUGCAGCCUCCACCUCCUGGGCUCAAGCAAUCCUGCCUCAUCCUCCUGGGUGGCUGGGACUGGAGACACACACCAUCACUCCUGGCUAUUUAAAAAAAAAUUUUUUUUUUAACUUAAAAAUAGUGAGUCGGGGGUCCCACUGUGUUGCCUAAGCUGGUCUUAAACUCCUGGCCUCAAGUGAUCCUGCUUCAGCCUCCCCAAAACACUGGGAUUGCAGCCAUGAGCCACCAUGCCCAGCCCCCUUUAGCUUUCCUGAAUUUCAGAUUCCUAUUUUAGGAAGUGGCACUAACAGUAAUAUCUUCCUUGAAGGGCUGCUGUGAAGGGACUGCAUGACAGGAUGCAGGGACAGUCCCUGUUAGUUUGUUACAUGUUAGUUUCUUUUCCCUGGAUCUGAGCGAAGGAGCUCCAGGGUGGAAGAGAUGGACUCUCCGGGACCUUGAGGGUUAGGGUUAGGGCCAGGCAGCCUCACAGUGGUCUAGAACUCACCCUCACUGUAGGUUCUCACCUACUUCAACUCCUCUCCCUGUCCCAGGGAGAGGAGGAAAGGUCUGGGAUGUGUCACCGGGAGGGACUGUCCCCCAGUAUUUCCUACGUCUUUCUUUACUGCUGUACUUGAAGCUCCCAGGGGACCCCUCGAGGGGCAGUCACUGGCCGGAAGCCCACCCCGUCCUCCACCCACCACCCCCACCGUACCAAAUGCUGGCUUUGCCCCCUCAUCUGUGUUUGUCCUGUCGAGAAAGAUGGUUGUGGUCAUGAGGUUCUUCUGAUGGGUUAGACGGGCUUGGCAAAGGAUUACUAGCUGGAUUUUCUUCUGGAGACAGAAAAUAAACUCUCAAAAGCACUCAUUGAAAAAGGUGAAGACUCUCCAGGUGUCUGAGACUUUGAGGUUGGUCGAGCCCCUCAAAGAGGCUAAGCUCGAGUUGGGUGAGUCCCCUGAGCUGCCAGAUGCCUGCGUUUUGGCCAAGACCAGGGAGGGGACCAAGGUGGAGCUGGGCCGACAGGGCCGAUCCCUGUUUCAGCAGCCCAGGACGGCUGUCAAGUCUGUCUCCACGCUCAUGGUUCCCGCCCUGCAGAGCGGCUGGCAGAUGUGCAGCUGGAAGUCAUCGGUGAGUUCUGCCUCAGUUAGCUCCCAAAUGAGGACUCAGCCACCUGUGAAGACACCAGAGGCUGAGAUGCUGUGCAAGGUGCACCUGGUGCUGUGGGCCUUUCGGAAACAGCUUCAGCACCACGUCCGAUGCCAUGCUACCCCGCAACACAAGCCGGUUCAGUCCCUGAAACUGGAUGCCCGAAGUCCCCUCUAGGGGGGAUCCCCAGACCCUCAGAGAGUCCCGAUCUCACUCUUACGUCAGGUUGAUGGGAGGGGUCAGGGCAGCAGGCCAGAAGUUGUGGGUGAGGAGAUCCUUUAUGGAGUCACCUCUCAUCGGGAGCCCAAGGCCAGGCCUGGGGUCGCAUAUGAGCCCCUUCAUUCCAUCUAUUCCAUUUGUAAAAAAAAAAAAAUCAAAAUAUUGGGAAAUAAAUAUCAGAUAGUUCUGAGUCA
This is a messenger RNA of Callithrix jacchus (white-tufted-ear marmoset), 2477 nucleotides long. It is a transcript of the gene SPACDR, whose product is annotated as sperm acrosome developmental regulator. The record is from RefSeq and is a predicted model, not a curated record. Lineage: Eukaryota; Metazoa; Chordata; Mammalia; Primates; Cebidae.